Patiria miniata (bat star) is the source of this 1917-nucleotide messenger RNA. It is a transcript of the gene ccndbp1, whose product is annotated as cyclin-D1-binding protein 1 homolog. The coding region runs from base 287 to 1330 and encodes 347 amino acids. Gene Ontology annotation, cellular component: nucleus. Lineage: Eukaryota; Metazoa; Echinodermata; Asteroidea; Valvatida; Asterinidae. Gene Ontology annotation, biological process: regulation of cell cycle. The transcript is spliced from 7 exons. The record is from RefSeq and is a predicted model, not a curated record.
GUUUACAAUUAGCAGACCACGCACGCAUUUAUUAUGAAAAUAUGAGACGGAGUGUUGAUGAAAUGUGUUGACUUUUGCAAGUUCUUGUGCAAUACAUUCCCAAUAAAUUUACUUACUUCAGUUCUUGACAUUGAUAACUGAAUUCGUACUUGGAGUUUAGACUGAAGCCACACUAACUUGAACUCGACAACGUCAAAGAAACAUCUUCGAAAAAUCUGAAAACUGUCAGUGUCACAGUGUCAAUUGAACUUGAAGUUGUAAGAUUAUAUCAGCGAGUCCUGUGAGUAUGGCUUCAUCACAGCUGGACAACAUCUUUGAUACAUUCAUUGAGAAUCUAGAUAUGGUGAUCAACAAGCUGAAGGAAGAGGACUCGCCUCGACCUACAUCACCUUCUUACAACUUAGAAGAUUUCUGGAAGAAACUUGGAACUGCGUUUGAGUCCGUUUCAACGGAAGCCACAAAGCUAGCCGUUUGGUUUAGUAAGCCGCCAUUACCCAAGCCAGACGAAUGCCAGUCGCUUAUCGCCAGCGUUGAGAUGUCAGCCAUAGCCUUAGUGUCUGCUUUCUACGGGCUGCCUAAAGAGAAAGGAGUAAUUCUCCGCAAAGGCACACGGCAUGCAGUGACUGAAGUAGUGGAAGGAAUGAAGGCGCUCACCAAGCAAAUCAAAGAUGACCAUUAUCACAGUAGUGAGAGCCAGCUGCGUCGGACAGGCAAUGUGUGGGAGUGUUGCGAUGCAAUCAAGAUGCUCCCAAGGAACAACAGGGAUGCCCUCCUAGGAGUGCUGAGGGAUGCGGGAGGACUUGUCAAAGAUGCAGUGGAAGAACUCACAGAGCUCCAGGAAACAGGCGGCCAAUCACAAGGCUGGGAAGACCUUGACCCGGUUAUCAGCGGGACGCCCUCUAGUGACUCCAACCUGCAGGAGGAGGGCUGGAGCGAGCAUGACAGGACCCUGCUCCCUCCCAGCAUGGGACUCCUGAAAGCCGCCAAGUCCUGCGUCAAGAAAGUCUCUGGUGCAGUGCGAGCUAACGGUCAGUGGGAGGAGGAAUCAUUGGCGGCACAGCUGGAUGAUUUGGGCGAGAUCGCUGAGCGGAUCAGCCCGGCUGCCGACGACAUGGUCAUGUGCUUGUAUCCACAAAUCAGACAUCAGGAUGUCAGGCAGAACGCUAACAAACUGGCUGAGGUCCUCCUGAGUCUUCUGGAUAGAACCAAGACGUCUCAUGUUGCUAAGGAGGCGGACAACGCCUGGCUGACCUUCCUAAGCAAAGCCGUCGACCACAACCUGGAGAAAAUCACGCAUCUGACUGCCCCUGCACCGAACGACGACACAUAAGGGAAGCAGCCAAGCCCCAAUGGACCAGGCAAUGCAUUUUAACUCAUGUUAUCUUAGCACAAGUCAGCUGGACAUGCCAAGUUGCCAACCCACUCCAGCUGAAGUGUAUUGGCAGAUGCUUUGACUCACCAGGCAAAUGAAUUCUGGUGCGCAUAAAAAAAAUGCCAAUAGAGGCCUUAUUAUCUGUCAGUCCGGUAAUGAUCUGGAGCCAUAUUCAUGAAACCUUACUAACUUAGCAGCCAACUAGACCUUAGAAAGGUUUCAUGAAUAUGGUGCCAGGAGGGAUAAGGCAAAAUGUUCCACCUGUUGGCUGAAUAUGCCAAUAUGUGUGGAGUACAUUGGAGGAUGCAAACCUCACUCAGCAAGCAUUUCCUGUGGAAUCAUAUGGAUGUUCAUCUGAUGUUCAGAGGUUAAGCUUGGGAGUUUUGAAUGCUCACCGCUGUGUCUAUGUCCAUGUCCAAGGGCAUUCUCUUGGCGGACGUUGAAAUGUUUUGGAGGGUGGUAGUAGAUCAAGAGUUAAAGAAUAUUAUUUAUAUAAUCUGAGUGGUUUUUGAGACAUAUGUGGGUUCUCAGACAAAAAGGACUUU